Rotaria socialis is the source of this 456-nucleotide messenger RNA. The record is from the annotation of a GenBank genome assembly. NCBI's taxonomy places the organism in Eukaryota, Metazoa, Rotifera, Eurotatoria, Philodinida, Philodinidae.
AUGUCGAGAACUUUCGGUAGUCCAAAACUUUUAACAAUUGUUUUAUCACGCGAACAUGGCUAUGCAGCUGGUGUAGCUUUAUCAUCAUGGGUUGUCUUGCAAUACAUGGGUAUUAAUGUAAUGAAAGCCCGUAAACGAUAUAAUGUUGAAUAUCCAGCACUAUAUGCACCCGACACAAAUCGUCACGCAAAUAUAUUUAAUUGCAUUCAACGCGGACAUCAAAAUACAUUGGAAACUUAUCCACAAUUUCUUCUUAUGUUAGGUUUAGGUUCAAUUCAAUAUCCACUUAUUUCUUCAAUUGGGGGUGCUAUUUGGUUAAUUAGUCGUAUAGUCUAUUUCCAUGGUUAUGCAACUGGUCAACCAGAAAAGCGUCAAUAUAGUGCAUUCGGCUACGGUGGAUUCUUUACCAUGAUGGGAUGUGCCAUCAGAACCAUUUAUAAUCUUGUUCGUGCUUAA